AUGAAGGAGAUGACUCCCGACCCGGAUGUUCUGAAGGGUUCAGUUUUCCACCGCCUGAUCCAACGCGCGUUCCCAUAUGACUCUGUCAACUUCUUUCACCCAUUCUACACCGCCGAAACAAAUGCGAAGCUGGCAAAAGAACAGGGCUAUGAAGAUGUUUUCAAGUUCGAAAGCAAGGUCGAUAAAUGCGCCCCUGGAGAAUACAAGUACGAUUGUAUCGCGUUCCUACCAAAGAAGCCGGCAAACCCUGUACAUCUCAGCGACUACGCCGAAGUGAAAUCUGUGCUGAGGGAUGCGUCUGAUGACUUGGUAAAUCCGGCAUGUACAGACAGCGUCUGGUUCCCAAAGAAGGGUGCCGAAAUCCUCGUUCCCGGAAGGAUUAAAUCAAAACCGAAGUUGGCGAUAGACGUCGAUGCAAGGAUGGUUUUAGACUACUUCGCGGCAGUGACGAGGGAAGUUGUAAAGCGAGAAGUCAUCACAGUGGACGCGCAGCAACCAACAUACCAGAUUGAUGUCACCAGAGACCUGGCCAGACCCGUUAUUACACGAUACGUAGCAGAUCUUCUAGGUUUCACCCACCGGCUGAGGACGGAAAAGAACAAGCAUGGCAAAUUCUCGGUGAACGAGAUCUACCAGCACAUCCCGAACUGCCAAACCUUCCUCGCCUACGGUGCUGAUGAGACCAAAAUGCUCUCACGUCGCGCGGCCUUCAAAACGUCGAUGCAGUUUCUCUGUGACUUGGCGGAGAGUGGCAAUAUCAGAGCAGCAACUAACUUCUCGCUUUCGAACUUGUCCCCAUGGCAUGGUACAGAUGAUUGUCCUGAGACCAAGAUGAAAAGCUUUGGCAUGAAGAUAGCAAAGAGCGUGCUCGAGCAAGACAACGAUGCCGGCAGAGCUACCGCCACGCUUCUUUUGAUUGCUCUUGACGGUGCAUACAAUUUCGUCCUAGCGGUACUCUUCUCAUCCGUGCUUGAUUACUACAUCGAUGGCCUUUACAGAUAUGCGGAAGCAAAGACAGCCGAUGCCAAAACAGACCCGAGCACUUGCGAAUGGCUCAAAGUUCAGUCUGCCGCGUGGAAAGAUGAUCCUCCCAGUGACGAGGAAAUCAAGUCGUUUGUCCAGGAAGCUCAACGACUCAGCGCGAAACUUCCUGGGGUGCGAAAAGUGGCUGAACCUGUCACUGUGAAGGAUGCCGAGGGCAAAGAACGCUCGCUCAAGGAUGGUCGAAUAGUGAUUCGUGAUAUCUAUCGUGCCUCCCGUCACGAAGAUGAUUUCAGCAACCCCGACGACUAUCUAACCUACCGUUCCAGCCUCAGCCAAGGUCUCGUCGACUCCGACGCCAAAGAGACAGCCAUUCUCGGUCUCACAUCCAUGGUCAAAGUCCUCGCGCAGAUGAAGCAUCUCCGCCGAGGCCACGACACGCAAGGCAGGCUCAAGAAGGUCAAUAUCGACCAGACGUACGAAGGCGACGCAAACUUCAUGGCGCCUGACCGCUCGGAGAAGAUACGCUGCCAAGUUGAGAAAGCGAACAGCGAAGACGGAAACAAGAUAUUCGGGGAGAGGAUGUUGAAGCCGAGGACGGAGACGUAUCUGACGCCGGAGUGUGAUCAUCUCAACACCAGGGGGGGCCAACGGAACGGAAGUAUAACAUCCGUGCGCCAAGCCCCAGCGCUGAGGGAAAAUUUCCCGGAUUCAUACAGAACUCAAUCUAUAUAUAGGCACGGGAAGAUAUAA
Molecule: messenger RNA, 1734 nt
Organism: Letharia columbiana
Lineage: Eukaryota; Fungi; Ascomycota; Lecanoromycetes; Lecanorales; Parmeliaceae
Exons: 4
Coding region: 1-1734 (577 amino acids)
Molecular function (GO): iron ion binding; heme binding; oxidoreductase activity, acting on paired donors, with incorporation or reduction of molecular oxygen
Source: RefSeq, a predicted model, not a curated record